UAUUAGUUAGUUUGCAAUCAUUAGUUUAAAAAAAAAAACUUAUACGAUAUAAUAAAUAAAAUUCUUAUAAAUAAAUACGUUUUCCAUUUCAUAAAAUAAUUUGCCCCAACCGUGUAGAUGGUUCAAACAGAUUCAAAAUCAAGUUCACCCCAACUCUAGGGGAGCGUUCUUUUAUUACGUAACGCAAAAAAUCGGAUUUUGAGACCCCCUCUCCCUUCCCCUCGUAACAAAAUUUCCAUACAAAUUAAAAAAAUGUAUGGAGCGUAACCCGGCCUCCGACCUCCCCUCCCCCCUAUUGCGUUACGUAAUAAAAGAACGCUCCCUAGCUUGAAUUUUUUUCAUUUUUAUUUUUUUGCCUUUGAUAGCUAAAAUUCUUCAACUCUGAAACUCUAAAUGUAAGGUAUGCACUUCGGAAGAAACCGGUCAAGAAAAAUUUCAAAUGGGAAGCAGCGGCAGCGCAAGCAAGUCAGAGAGGGUGAAGAAAAGCCCCAAGAAAUCGCUCCCUCUCCUUUGUUCUGCUGUUCGUAAAGCUGUUUCUUGACCCAUUUCCUUUUGAUCUGCAGACUAGCCUAAAACAGGGGUGCCCGACCUAUUGGCCCUGCGGGCCAGAUUUAAUUUUUCUGAAGCAGUGGCGGGCCGGAACUAAUGUUUGAUAAAAGUUUAAAAGUUCAACUUUUUAAAUAAAAUUAUUUUAAUAAGUUUCUUUUAACCCAAACAAAUACAUAAACUAGUGUAGAAAAUACGAUUCAUAUUUCUCGAUUUUAAUUUAAUUUCAUGAUCAUUGCAAAAUUGAACUGAUAAUUUUCAUCAGUGCAUGAACCUGAUUUCUGACGUUUCAUGGGAAUGUUUUUGUUUUGAUUCCGGGAGGUAGAAAAAUUUGUUGCCUAGCUAUAACACUGUUCACACCACAACAAUGAGACGCUCGCUACGAAAACGUAAACGCAGUGAAGAUGUACCGGCAGAAGCUGUUGCACCACCACCAGCACCGGUAUCUCCAGCGCCAGCACCUGAGCAAAGUGAUGAACCUCCCGAACAACAACCUUCUCCGCAAUCCACCUGCAAUCUGUGCAAGAAGCUCAGUGCGGAUCUGCGCUCCGACCCGGAAACCGCCGACAAGAUCAUAGACUGCCUCGGACUUGGGAUCUCACCGGAGGUCGAUCCGACGGGGCAGAUUUGCGCCGGCUGUGCCGAACGCGUCGACGCGCAGCACGCCUUCCGGACGCGCGCCCUGCACUGCAACAGUUACGUCGAGAACGGGCUGGACGACAAGGAAGACGAGGACGUGUGCCGGUUCUGCUUGAAGGCGGAUGGCGGGUUGGUCGAGUUGUUUCCUGGGGGGAACGUUGUGGCGGAGGAAGUGGAACGGGUGCGGGAUUGUUUGGGGGUUGAGAUCAACAGCUGGGACUCGGUGACGAAGCUUUGCGGGGAUUGCGUGGGCGGUGUUGAAGAGUUGGCUGGAUUUCGGGCGGAAUUUUCGCCGACGGCCGUGCCGGUGAAGUUGGAGGACGUGAUGGAUUCGUCGGAUUCGUACAGCAUUGGGAGCGAGAAUGGGGAUGGGGGUGAGGGUUUUGAGUCGGAUGGUUCGACGGCGGUGGAGGGGGAGAAGGGUGGGGAAAAGCGGAAGAUCACGGCACGGUCUCUGCCGUGGAUUGGAAGCGACCACGAGGAUCGUAACUUUGACGUGCUGGAUGAAACGGACGAGGCGGUUGAGGUGGUGUUUGAGGAAUAUCCGUUCGAUCUGCGAAUGGUCCUGCCGGACGGGAGUUCGCUGUGGCACUGCGUUCAAUGCAAGUUGCGAGAUUGUCGCGUGCAGCUGAAAAUUGACGCGAAGGGAUUGUUGGCUACAUUUGGGGGUUCAAUCGACAAGCACAACCACAUGAACGAGCUGGACAAGCUGAUGGAGUGUCCGGAGGGGAAGGGGAUGGUUCAGUUUGACGGUAAGGAGCAACCGUUUUGGCUGUUGUACGGCGAACGCCAGCGAAGUCAGUACACGCGGAGUUUGAUCUUUGCCGGGCAGAAAUACUUGCUGCAGUCGAUUCGGUUCAAGGGACUGAUUGGCGUUUGGAAGUGUCAUCACGUGUUCAGGAAGUGCACGGCGUUGCUUCGGAUUGAUCCGCUUUUUGAGAAGUUUGAAAUGCGCGGUCGGCACAACCAUCCGCCGCUGGCGCAGUGGGAGAUUGACCACGCGUUGAGGUUGCGCGGCAUUCGGGAUGGCUCGCUCGAGGCAAUUCGUACGUAUCAGCGGACGACGUCGCGAGUUGCGAUUGAAAAGCGGGCCGAUCAGGAAGGAUACGUGGGUAACGGGACUCACACGUCCAAGUCUGAAUGUGCUAACGGAGCGGAGGACGGAGUUCAAGCGAAAGUUAAGGACAAUAAUGUGGACAUCUACAAAAUCCUCCAGCAGAAGGAUCCCGCGCGCAACUUUAAGGUGCUUCCACUUGAUACAGGUUUCAAGGUCGUCGAUGAGGACAAUUACGAGUAUUGCUUUUCCACCCAGCUUGAGGACAAUUCAACGCUGUGGAAGUGCGCAAUGUUCCAGCUGAGAAACUGCAAAGCGGUCGCCCAAGUAAGUCUCGAUGGCAGACAGUUGACCUUCAUCGAGCGCAAGCACAACCACGAAACUCGACCGCUCGAGCUGCUAAACUAUCCGCUAGGCAAGCGAGUGAUCGCCGGAGAAGCGGUUUGGCUGCUGAAAUGGUUCAACGCGAACCACGAGUCGCGUCGGGUUCUUUACCGUGGAUAUCUGUACACGCUGCACGAAAUUGGCAAGCACGGAAUCAUUCGGUGGAGGUGUCUCAGGAGGCAGUCCUGCGCGGCGAUUUUGCUCUCCGAAGGUGAUUUCCGCAAGAUGGAGGUCAAGGGAGAGCACACGCACCUGGGGCUGCCCCAAAGAUCCAUGGAUUCGUUGGUUAAGGACACUGAACCGACUGGGCGAAGAGUGCAAAAAUCCGUGGAGCAACCAGCGACUGCCCAGCUGUUGCCAAUGCCGAUCUAUACGACCAUCAGCCAACAAAAUCCGGAGAAAAAUUACACCGUCAAACAGAUCAAAAAGCAACUGCUGGUUGUCAGUUUUGACGGGCGUGACUUCCGGUUCAACGCAAAGGAAUCAACAGGCUACAGCCAGUGGAGCUGCGUUUGGAGCGACAUUCGCCAUUGCAAGGUAAAGUUGUACAUCAGCCCUGACGGAAAGGUGGCAAGGUUGCACGAAUCCGACCACAAGCACAACCAUUCGGACGGCGACGUCCCAGCGUUCAAACUCACCGACGGAAAGAGGACAAUAUUCGACGAAACCAAAAACGUCGACCUGCCCUAUUAUCUGUACACCUACCCGGCGGACUUCUUCCCCAACCGUGGCCUAAUCUACCAAGGCCAAAAGUACACGCUCUGUCGAAUCGACCGACACGGACACAGCACCUGGAAAUGUCCCCGAACCUGCACCGGAUACAUCAAAGUCGAGAGCAGUCUGCGCUCCAUCGCCUGCAAAAACUCUCACCAACACGCCGCACUAACACCCCAAGAAAUCAAAAUCAUCACCGGAUCGGACCAACCCGACCUGCUCGAAGGUGCCUCCUUCCCCGACACGCCCUCCACCAGCACCGUCCCCAUCAAGAAAGGUCCUCUCAGUACCCACGACCUGCUAGAAAUUCUCUCCACCCAAGACCCGGACCGCAACUUCCAAGUCCAAAUCAAAAACCGAAGCAUGAAAAUCGUCCAAAACGGCUUCGAGUACUACUACAACCUGUCGACCGCCAAAUUCACCAGCUGGAAGUGCAUCUACACCACGGUACGCGCAUGUCGAGCCACCAUCACGCUCGACAACAGCUGCAAGUCCGCCCACCUUCCGGAAAUCCCCCGCCACAGCCACUCCACCAAGCCGUGGAGCCUGCUGACCUUCCCCCUCGGCCGAAGCACCAUCAUCGACGCGCAAACGGGCGCGGAAAAGCCGUUCUGGUUCCGACUACAACCGAACUUCCUGCGCCCGAUCGUGACGAUCAUGUACGAAGGGCACCGGUACCGGUUGGUGUUCCUCAACGAGUCCGGCAGCAGCAGCACCUGGGGCUGUUCGUCUUCUCGGCGGUGCAAUGUGCGCAUUUUUAUCGACGGGUUGUUCAAGCGGUUGAGGAAUGGGAAUUCGAUCCACACGGAGCCGGCCAUGAGCGCCAGCGAUCAGGCCGCCUGGAUCGAGGAGAUUGGAACGAUCGGUGGGGAAGAGGCGGUGGAGCAGGAUUUAUAAGGGUUAUAGCGAGUGAUUGUCGGACGGAAGUGUUGAACUUAUUUUCAUUAUGUUCUCACUAAUGUUAUUUAUUAAAGUAUUUUGACAACCUAUUGAAAUAUAAUUCGUUUGAUUGGAUCGAGCUUA
Culex pipiens pallens (northern house mosquito) is the source of this 4360-nucleotide messenger RNA. RefSeq lists its product as uncharacterized. The transcript is spliced from 3 exons. The record is from RefSeq and is a predicted model, not a curated record. NCBI's taxonomy places the organism in Eukaryota, Metazoa, Arthropoda, Insecta, Diptera, Culicidae. The coding region runs from base 914 to 4234 and encodes 1106 amino acids. Gene Ontology annotation, cellular component: nucleus. Gene Ontology annotation, molecular function: zinc ion binding.